UUCGGCGCUGAGAGCGGCAGCUCUUCUCUGACAGCACAUGCACUGAUCUCAAAGGGCUUCGGAUUAGGACCUAGCGAAAACAUUUGACUUUUGGUCUUUUGGGAGUGAAUGCGUACACGGCUCAUCUUCAGGAUCCUUUGGUAAAUCGUGAUGCCCACAGUGAAUGACAUUUCGUUUGGAGACAGAGAUCCCUGAGGAAAUUAAUCGCCCUGUAUUGUGUUGUAUGUGAUGUGUUUCACGUGUCUGCGCACCACAGUGAGGUAGUUUGACUGACACGUGUUCCCACGGACCGUUAAAUGACCGGGACCCGGCUUUGGGUGAUCUAUACGGUGGAUGCGGCGGAAAGAAAGACCUUUCUUUGAUCACCGGGAGCAGAGACAAUAUGAAGUCUCUCAGAAAGUGGAAUUCCUCCUGGACCAUUUGGAUUAUUUACCCAGAGAUGAUUCUUUUUCCAGUUCUUUGGUUUUUAUCUCAGACUCGGGCGGCCCCGUCUAUAACAACCGAGCAGAUGGAUAUGGGGGUGGACUGGUUGAGCAAGUUUGGCUAUCUCCCUCCCCCUGAUCCUGUGAAUGGACAGCUACAGACUAAAGAGGCUUUGACGAGAGCCAUCAAAGCCAUGCAGAGGUUCGGAGGCCUGAAAGAAACUGGAGUGCUAGACCAAGCAACCUUGGGCUUAAUGAAGACCCCUCGUUGCUCGCUGCCAGAUGUGUCAGAGCUGGACACAUCUGCAGGCAGACGAAAGCGAGCGCUAGCUCCUCAGAAUAAAUGGAAAAAGAGGCAUCUUUCCUGGAGGGUAAGGACGUUUCCAAAGGAGUCAGCUUUGCUGGGCCGGGACAUGGUGCGGGCGCUUAUGUACUAUGCCCUGAAAGUGUGGAGUGACAUUGCUCCUCUCAACUUCCAUGAGGUGGCGGGGAAUGAGGCAGACAUUCAGAUUGAUUUCACCAAAGCGGAUCACAACGAUGGAUACCCUUUCGACGGACCCGGUGGCACAGUAGCCCACGCAUUCUUUCCUGGAGAACGGUUCACAGCGGGAGACACGCACUUUGAUGAUGAUGAAGCCUGGACCUUCAGAUCGCCAGAUUCUCAUGGAAUGGAUCUUUUCGCAGUGGCGGUGCAUGAGUUUGGCCACGCCAUAGGACUCGCACACACCUCUGCCAUUGAGUCCAUCAUGCGCCCUUACUAUCAGGGGCCAGUGGGCGACCCGCUCAAGUACAACCUCCCGUACGAAGACAAGAUUCGCGUCUGGCAGCUUUAUGGUGUUCGAGAGUCUGUAUCGCACACAAUGAAGCCAGAUGACCCCUCUCAAACCGCCGAACCUCCCGUCCUGCUUGACCUCCCCGAAAACAGAUCUAUGAUACCAUCUGCCCCUGAUGCCCCUGACAGAUGCACUAGCCACUUUGAUGCUGUUGCCCAGAUUCGAGGGGAGGCCUUCUUUUUCAAAGGGAAGUAUUUUUGGCGUCUGACACGUGAGAAGCACCUGGUGUCGUUGAGGCCAGCUCAGAUCCAUCGCUUCUGGAGAGGUUUGCCUGCCAACCUAGACAGCGUGGAUGCUGUAUACGAGAGACCUGGAGACCAUAAGAUUGUGUUCUUUAAAGGUGGGAAAUAUUGGGUGUUCAAGGACAAUAAUGUUGAAGAGGGCUACCCACGCUCUAUCACAGACUUCGGACUGCCUGCGGAGGGAGUGGAUGCUGUAUUUGUUUGGCUGCACAAUGAGAAGACCUACUUCUUUAAGGACAGCCGUUACUGGCGCUAUGAUGACCAUCUGCGGCAAAUGGACCUCGGCUACCCAAAAGACACGGCGCUGUGGAAAGGGAUCCCAUCUCAACUAGAUGACGCCAUGCGGUGGUCUGACAGAGCGUCAUAUUUCUUCAAGGGAAAGGAGUACUGGCGUGUGGCGGGCAGCGAUAUGGAGGUUGAAGCGGGUUAUCCGCGUCCCAUCGGCAAGGACUGGCUGGUGUGCACAGAAAUGCAGUCAGACUCCCCGGAGAUGCAGAACAACUCGAACACAAGGCUACAUGGGCAGCACCACGCAGACCAUGCAGAAAAUGGCUACGAGGUUUGUUCCUGUACUUCGGACUCAGCCUCCCCGUUGGGGACACAAAUGACCCUCUCACCCGUCUGGGUGUUAGCGCAGUUCUGGACGCUUACACUCGCUCUCUCCUCUGCUCUUCUCUGAUAAGGGCAGAGCCACAGGCCUGUACUCAAAAAGAACAUACAGCAGCCUGUGGGUAAAGAGAGCUUUGAGAGGCUCUGGAAAAGCCUUUCACCAGCGCUGGACUGAUGGACAGGCCUCAGCACUUCAAUCAAGAAAGGAUCACUUUUUUUUUUUUUUUUUUUUGGGUUUUCUAGAAACUGGAAAUUUGAUUACUAUUACUUUUUAUUAUUAUUAUUAUUAUUAUUAUUAUUAUUAUUAGGGGUGCUUGCUAUUGCUUACCUGAACAAAGAUUGAAAAAUGUAAAAUUGCCUAAGAUUGACCAUCGGGCUAUUCAAGAUGUAAAUGAGUUUGUUUCUUUAUCAAAACAGAUUUGAAGAAAUUUAGCAUUGCAUCACUUGUUCAUCAUUGGAUCCUCUGCAGUGAAUGGGUGCCGUCAUAAUGAGAGUCCAAAAAGCUGAUAAAAACAUGAUGAUAAUGCACAAUUAAUCCAAACUAUUCCAGUCGAAUCAUGUGAGGUGAAAAUCUGCAUGUUUGUAAGAAACAAAAACAUUAAUUGAUGAACUUGAGUUGUGAGGAAUGCAGAUUGUUGUGAUGUGUUUGUCAGCUGUUUGGUCUCUCAUUCUGACGGCACCCAUUCACAGCAGAGGAUCCAUUGGUGAGCAAGUGAUGUAAUGUUACAGUUCUCCAAAUCUUUUCUGAUGAAGAAACAAGCUCAUUUACAUCUUGGAUGGCCUGAGAGUGAGUAAAUUUUUAGUGAAUAUUCAUUUAUGUGUGAGCUUUUCCUUAAAUCCGAAAUAUUAAACUGUGCAUAAUUUAUCUCACACCGUUUGUGCUACAGACAUGAAUGAUAUCUCAAAUCAUGUUGCUCAUUGAGGUGUGCUGUUAAUUUAUCAGACCUACGACUUCACCUGACAGACAAUAAAACAACCGAAAAAAAUCCUGCAGGAGAGUUAUGAGCCAUAUUUAGGAUCCAGAAUAUCACAUAGACUUGUCUUAGAAUACAUCCAUAAGUAACCCUUGCAAUGCAUAGCAGCAUUCUAGAAAUAAAUCUAAAUAUCCAUCGUGCCAGAGUGUUUUGCACAAGCAAGCAUCGCUAAUAUUUUAUUAUAAAAGCAAACAUGUAUUAUUAAUAUUCAAAAUGUCAGAACAUUCAUUAUCAGGUUCAUUCAAUUAUUUUUUUUCAGAAUAUAUUACAGUAGAUAUUACAGUAACCAGCUAAUCUGAGGCGCAUCCAGAGCCAGUAAUAGUAACGAUCAUGAUGAUAAUGAUCAUAAUGAUAGUAGGGAUAUUGCUGAUAUAGGGAAGGCAGCAGAAGUCUCACAAAUAGGGCUUCCGGCUGGAUGCAGUUCAUAGGCAUCAUGGGAUACCAUGAGUCACAACCUGAUAACCUUCCCUUGCUCCAAGUGCUUUAAAAAUGCUGUCACUCAUCUUUAUUGGCACCUUUUUCGGCUCGUUUCUUACUAAAAGCAUAAUCCUUUACUGAUCCUACGGGUUCCAUAUUGAAACCCUCUCCUCCUCAUCCUCUCUGAUCGACCGAUUCCCAGUGUCUUAGCAUCUUUUACUUAUUAGUCUGCCUUGUUCUAAGCAAUUAUAUUUACUUUCAUCUUCAGUACUGACUGUUUUAGUAAUAACCACCACAAAAUCAUCACUCUAAAGCAAUGAUAGUUACUUAUAAUUGUAAUCAACUGUUUUUUUAUUUAUUUUUAAUAAACACCACUAUUGUUUAGUUUAUCAAGGUCAUGCAUGAAGCUGGAUUCACAAUGCCUGGACCUCCACAGCUAGAAACAUUUGGUUUAAAUUUAAAAAUAUAUUUUUUUUUUGUCUUGUUACAGUCUUUCU
Messenger RNA from Carassius carassius (crucian carp), 3994 nucleotides. Its product is annotated as matrix metalloproteinase-17-like. The transcript has 10 exons. Gene Ontology annotation, biological process: extracellular matrix organization; proteolysis; collagen catabolic process. The coding region runs from base 383 to 2176 and encodes 597 amino acids. Gene Ontology annotation, cellular component: extracellular matrix. NCBI's taxonomy places the organism in Eukaryota, Metazoa, Chordata, Actinopteri, Cypriniformes, Cyprinidae. The record is from RefSeq and is a predicted model, not a curated record. Gene Ontology annotation, molecular function: zinc ion binding; metalloendopeptidase activity.